CGGAGUGCGAGGGCGCAAACCAUUCCCCUCCCCCUUCUAGAUGGAGAGAUAGAGAAGAAAAGAUAAGCUCAGCUCAGCUCGCAAGCAAGAGGUGGAGAUGCGGAGCCCACGAGGAGGAGGGCGCGCCCAUGAGCACGUCGACCUGAUCCCGGGCAUCCCCGACGACGUCGCCGUCGACUGCCUGGCGCGCGUGCCCCACGCGUCCCACCGCGCGCUGCGCCGUGUCUGCCGCGGCUGGCGGAGCGCCGCCGCCGCGCCGGCCUUCGCCGCGGCGCGCGCCGCCGCGGGUGCCAACGAGGACCUCGUCUACAUGCUGCAGUUCGGGAACCCCUCCGCCGCCGCCGACGCCGACGACGGCGGGCCCAAGGACUGCGGCGCGCCGCCCAGCGCGCCCGCCUACGGCGUCGCUGUCUACAACGUGACCACGGGCGAGUGGCUCCGGGAGCGCGGCGCGCCCCCCGUGCUGCCCGUGUUCGCGCAGUGCGCCGCGGUGGGCACCCGCGUCGCGGUGCUCGGGGGCUGGGACCCGCGCACCUUCGAGCCCGUCGCCGACGUGCACGUCCUCGACGCCGCCAAGGGCGCGUGGCGCCGCGCCGCGCCGAUGCGCUCGGCGCGGUCCUUCUUCGCCUGCGCCGAGGCCGGCGGUAAGAUCUACGUCGCCGGCGGGCACGACAAGCACAAGAACGCGCUCAAGACGGCCGAGGCCUACGACGCCGUUGCCGACGCCUGGGACCCGCUCCCGGACAUGUCGGAGGAGCGCGACGAGUGCGACGGCAUGGCCACCGUGGCCGGGGACCGCUUCCUCGCCGUCAGCGGGUACCGCACGGCGCGGCAGGGCGGGUUCGAGCGCGACGCCGAGUGGUUCGACCCGGCGGCCCGGGAGUGGCGGCGGCUGGAGCGCGUCCGGGCGCCGCCCUCCGCGGCGCACGUCGUCGUCCGGGGGCGCGUCUGGUGCAUCGAGGGCAACGCCGUGAUGGAGUGGAUCAGCCCCCGCCGCGGCUGGCGCGAGGUCGGGCCCUACCCGCCCGGGCUCAAGGCCGGCACGGCGCGCGCCGUCUGCGUCGGCGGCGGCGAGAAGGUGGUCGUCACGGGGGCCCUCGACGGGGAGGGCGGCGGCGGCGGGCGGCACGCGCUCUGGGUGUUCGAGGUCAAGACCAAGAACUGGACCCUGGUGCGCCCGCCGCCGGAGUUCGCCGGCUUCGUCUUCUCCGUCGCGUCCGUCCGCAUCUGAAGAUCUGGAUCUCGGCCCCCCAGCCCCGAUCCGCCCCCAUCGACCAAGAAAAGAAACAGAAGAAACCAACGCUACUACCUACUAGUACGUGUGUGUCCGUGCACCGUGCCCACCAUUGCUGGAUGCCUGGAUCUGAGAUCUGCGCGUCCGCCAUGGAUCGAAGGAGUAGAAGGAAGGAAGGAGAGGCCCCGAGGAUCGACGCCAGAUCCACGGAUCGAGCCGUGGGUGCAAGAAAAAGCCAGAAAAAGAUCCCUCCUUUGUCGCCGGUGGUGAGUGUUCCCGAUGAGAUGAGAGAUUUUGGUGUGGUGUUUUUGUCCCGAGGUGAAGGACGCAGACUUUUUUCUUGCUGUUCUUGUCCUACAGCCAUAUGCUUUGCUAGCCCGAGUAAUAACAUCUACUGUACAUACUACUACUACUUGUACUACCACCACUGCUUUUGUAAGAUCCAAGCUCGCCUCUUGUGAUCC
This is a messenger RNA of Panicum virgatum (switchgrass), 1698 nucleotides long. RefSeq names its product F-box/kelch-repeat protein At2g44130-like. NCBI's taxonomy places the organism in Eukaryota, Viridiplantae, Streptophyta, Magnoliopsida, Poales, Poaceae. The record is from RefSeq and is a predicted model, not a curated record. Gene Ontology annotation, biological process: negative regulation of cytokinin-activated signaling pathway; regulation of phenylpropanoid metabolic process. Gene Ontology annotation, molecular function: protein binding. The coding region runs from base 98 to 1231 and encodes 377 amino acids. The transcript has a single exon.